GAAAGGAAUAUGUGGAUUCUUACUGUGAAAUAUCACCAAGUUUACGCGUAAAUCUUAUUCGGAUUUUUACCAAACUUCUGGAGAAGGUCUAGUAGGUGCUUUUCUUUGGAAAGAUAUGCUUAAUUCGGAUCGCCAGUACGGGCCCCCAGAGAAUUGCGGCCGCGACUUUGGGAGGCCGCCCGUCAGGAUGUCCAGUAUGAAUGCGAUCGGAGGUGAUAAGGAAUUAAGCGAUCUCUUGGAUUUUAGUGCUAUUGCUCGCCAGAUAAACAGAGCGAAUGUCAGUUCGAACCAGCAGCAUUGGGGUAACCCACCCCGGCAAAUGUUUUCACCGCCCGUUUCUGGGAACGCUAUGAAAAAUGGACCAACAACAAUGGAAUCCAUGUAUGCCAACUCAUUCAAACAGCAACAAGUAGAAAAUAACUCAUGGAAUUCAAAUAACGACACUAAUUCAAAUUACGAUAAUAGGGUUUAUGACAACCAGAGUUUUAUUAACGAAAAUAUGCAUCCAUUUGUAACAAAUAACGAUAUACCUCCGUCAUUAAUGAAUAAAAAUUCCGAUCCGUUUUCUAGGACGUUUCAAUCAUCCCGAGAUAAUUCACAGGGUAUGAUGAACAAUGUGCCAAUGUCACCGGAAUCGUUAUCUCCGGCGGGAAAACCGGGCUCUCCGUAUUAUCCGUAUAGUGGGAAUCAGAAACGACCUAUAGACGAAACAAUAAGAGGUCGUGGUGCAAAAUUUCCUACAAAUGCUGGUCCAAAAAGAAGAAAAAGUGGCUCGGUUUACUCGCCGAGCCCUGAUGACUUUGGCCAAGACUCGCCCCGCUAUACCUCGCCAAAACCAAAUAUUUAUGGAGACUCAUAUUAUGUCGAAGGUCAGCACAGCGCGGAUCCCUGGGUGUCGAAUAACGGCAUGCCGCCAACAUCCUAUUCAUCAAAUAUGAUCCACAGCGGUGGUGGGCAUACGCCGUCGUCCUACAACAGUAUGCAUCACCACAAUAUGCCGCCGCACGAGAACACUCCAUCCUACCACACCAUGUCCCCAAACCAUGAUCCCGCACACAAUAUGAUGUCACCCUCAGGUCUUCCACCAAUGAGCUCCUUCCAGCGCUCUACGAUGCCCAACACAACUACGUAUUCAACCUCGUCCCCAACAGUCAACGGAUCGGAUAUCAUGGCGUCGCGUAGUAACCAGGGAUCGGCGUCACAGCAAACAGGCGAUGCUUUAGGGAAGGCGCUAGCUUCAAUAUACUCAACAGACCAUACUAGUAGCAGUUAUGGAUCGAACCCGUCAACUCCUGUAUCUUCUCCCCCUCCUAUGUCAGGCCCAACUAGUCAAUGGUCGCGACCAGCCACACAAAGUUCUACCUCGUCCCAGUUUGAGACCCAUCUUCAUUCACUGCAGUCUAGAUUGGAUGAGCUUCACAAUAACCCCAUUCACCUAAUGUGCGAUGACGAGCAAAGUCGGAUGGAGGAGCGUCUGGACGAUGCCAUACACGUGUUACGGAGCCACGCGGAGGGACAGAUGCCUGGAUUACUAGGACAGAUCAUGCCCGGCAUGCAAAUGUUACACGGUCCGCCGGGCUCACAUUCCAACGGUAUGAUGGUAAACAUGGGGCCUGGUUACAGUGGCAUGGGAAUGCCCCCACAAUCCAUGGAGUCACAUAUGCCUGGAUCCCACCCGUCGUUGUCAGACGACCGGGCGCCAUCAAACCAAGGCACCGAUACCGUCGACGGUUUCCCACCAGUACCGGAAAGGCCAGAUGAACAAACAACCGAUGGUGGCAUAAAAAUAGAAAAGUCAUCGCGGACGCGGGAACGCGAUCACGAUGAUGUUAAAAUCAAGCCUGAUUUAAAGUCGGACACGAAGGCAUCAGCGGGCGACUCAUCCGGACCACCUUCUAAACGACCAAGACAAACUCAAAAUGCGCCGGAUGGCAGCCAGGCCGGUGCGGACAUGGCAAGGAUGAUUAGCGACAGGUUGAAGGAUCUGGUCUCAGUGGCAAGCUUCGUAUUCGAUGGUGGUGACGACGACUCUAAUAAAACGGACGAAGAGAUCGACCCAAAUGAAUCUCCGGAAACGAAGCAGGAAAGAGAGAGAUUACGCAGACAAGCGAAUAAUGCCAGGGAAAGAGUGCGCGUCCGAGACAUAAACGGAGCUUUCAAAGAACUCGGCCGCAUGGUCACGUUGCACUUAAACGCCAAUGAAAAGCCUCAAACAAAACUGACGAUUUUACAACAAGCAGUUUCAGUUAUUACGAGCCUUGAACAACAAGUGAGAGAGCGUAAUCUGAACCCGAAGGCAGCGUGUCUAAAACGACGAGAGGAGGAGAAAUCUGAGGAGCUACCGGGGCGCCAACUCCAGCCAGACGAUCUAGGACAACAUCCCAUGGCAGUCGAUCGGCGGCAGAGGAGGGGAACACCAAUUAUGGCAGCACAGCGGGGUGGUGCGCCGUAUAUGCAUGGCGCGCCAUUAGAUAUGAGUGGCGCGCCGAUGGUGCAUCAUAUGGACGGGAUGGCGGAUGGAAUGCAACCGGGGAUGAGUGCAGAGAUGCAUCACCAGAUGAUGUUAUCGCAGGGACUCGGUCAUGAAAUGAUGGGCCAGGACUUGGGACCUCCGCCGCCACAUUCACAGUCAGUGGUGACGUCUAGUGGCAUGAAUUAUACGGAAAUGGACGAGAAUAUCGCACAUUCGCACUCGCAAAAUAUGCAGCGGAUCGGAGAAUCGAUAGCGAGUCAUUCACAGUCGGACCAGUGAUAUUGAGAGAUUAUUGUUACUGCCACCCCUGUUUUCAGAAUGGACUCAACUCUACACCAUUAUGAUCUGAUAUUACAGACUAGUUGAUUGUAAUUCGGAGGGGUUGCAGGUAGUUCUGGGACCUGUUUGGUUGAGAUCACAAAUUCACGGAGACUUUUCCGCGUGAAAUGACACGUGCUCAUUAUGAUGUGUUUGUAUCAUUUUUUCUUACUUUCAAGAGACAUCGUUUGUGAUUGGUUGUUGUUAGGCCAUUUCUCAUUGGUUAUUUGCUCCGUAUAAGUUGACCAAUCACAUGCUUCCAAAGAUAUGUAGAGUACAUUUUUAUAUAAUUUAUAUUCGAAUAUUAUAAUUAUUUCAAUUCUCGUGAACUUGGUACAGUUUUAUGCUAUAUGGUUAAAUUAUGAUCACAUGGGGUCAUAGCUGGUUUUGAUUGAUUGCGCUAGAUCAUGUGAUUUUAUAGCAGGUUUCUGAUUGGUCGGUGAGAUCAUGUGGUUUGCAGACUGGUUUCUAAUUGGUCAGGAUCAAUCUAGAGUUAAAUUAAUCACCAUAUUAGGUUGAUGAUUUGUCAGGAUGCAUCAUCUAAAUGGCAUAUCUAUAAUUGAGCUUCCUGAUUGGCCUAGACUGAUCAUGUGACUCAAAAGCUGUACUAUGAUUGGUCAGAAUAAUCAGUAUUUGAAAUAGUUGGUUAAAAUGUGGUGCAGAGGAAUAGAUCUGAGGGUUUUGCCAGAAAAAGGAAGAAAUAAAUCCAGAUUUUGGAACGAAAGGCUAUGAAGAGGGUGCUGAAAUUUGUUCAAAACUGGUGCAAACUUUUUAUAAUAAGGAGAGUAUUUGCAUAUUUUGUAAUGAAAAUAAAUGAUAUAUUCUGACACCUAAGAAGUGGUGUGAUUGCAUGAGAGAACAAUUUGGAAGAGAAUGAGUUGUUGGGGAAUUUGCGUAAUCCGUAAAAGCAUGCCUAGCUUGAUCUGAAUAUAAACCAUCAUGAUGUGGUCACGAUCGCUAAAUACUUUUAUAAGUCUUUUUCCAAGCCAGCUCUGCAAGUCCUUUUGGAAAGGCGAGCGUUUUGAAAGAAGUACUUGGUAAUUCCUCGCCUGUUGGUCAUGUGACCUGGCAAUAAAAUAAUGUUCACGUCAUGAAUAUCAGAAGCAGAAAACUUCUGCCAAAUGGUAAUUUUCUCAUUUUACAAGUCUAGCCUUUCUUGGCUGUGUACAUUUGCAUAUAUAAAGGUUAUAGGUCAAAGGUCAAAGUUCAUAUAGCGUCGCGUGUUAUCACCUUGGUGAUUUUUCGUAGUGAGUUUUGGGGGCGGUUUCAUAUCAGUGUCCGACACCCCUAAUGAUGCAACAAUGGGCUGGUCCCUGAUAGUUAGCAAAUAAUGUGGGAUCAACCAUUGUUGCGAAUUAGGGGUGCCUGGCUAUCAUAGUGCAUUUCUUAUUGUGUAGAUUAUGAUUUGGACUUAAUCGUCCAAAUUUCAAUGGAUCUGAAUUCUCACUGGAUUUUGGCAAUUCUGUGUUUUUAGCCCCAAAACAAAUCCGAUGGUAAAAUCUAUUGUCAUUCUAUUUUUGAACAUUUUUGUCGUUCAGUUGUCUAAGGUUUGCUUGAUUUGUGCACCAGAAGCAUUGAUAAAUUUGUUACCAUCGGAACAUGAAAAUGGUUGCUAAGGGUUGCCUAGUAACAGCCAUAGCGACCAGGAAUAUUGCUUAGCAACAACAACUGCCUAUAGGACCGCGAUCUAUGAACUGGUUUGAGUUUAGAUUUUGUUUCGGGGUUGAAAAUAUCAGAUUUAUCCAACAUUCUGGCACAUCUUGCGGCCAUGUUUGAGGCCAGUUCAUUCAAAAUGUGCUCAAAAUAACAUAUAUAUUUUCAUCGGUGAAAAGUUGAGUAUUUUUCUUGACUUGUACAAGUCAGGAUUUAAGUGUGAAAAAAGAUAUAAAAUCAGAAAUUUCUUGGUGUUUUAGUUGAGGGGUCAGAUGUUAGGUGGGGUCAGUGCAGCCUGGUUGGGGAAAAGCACAUCAGAUGUUUGAAGAAGAAAAUGCAGGUUAAACCUCUCGUAGCCAAAAGUAACCUUGCAGAGGAAAUUUGUAAUUUCGAUUUUUGGGACAAAUUGGAAGAAAUAAUCAAGAGAAAGGCACCGGCGCCACCUUUAAUUGCUGACUCGGGUCACGGUUCGAUGUCUUCCGUGAUUUUGGCCAAUUCGAUUUCAUUUCACCCGCUAUCAGAUGAAUCAAAGCUAUUUUUAUCUCACAAUAUAAUUCUCAGUUGCAGAAUUCUCACAAGUUUACAUGGUGCAAAUUGAACCUUGCACCCCUUAAAAUCAAUAAUGGUUUGCUCCACAUCAAUAAGUAAAUACUAAUAAAAAAGGCAAGUCAUUUCAGGAAGAAGGGGGUUCAACUUCAGUUUAAAACAGAAUCUUCUCUAUACCCUUAAAUUCUCUAAUGGUACAGCCCAACCUUUGUAUGGAAGGGUCCAUUGUAUAGAAAUAUGGGUGAAAGGUGUACAGAAUCUGACAAGAAAUAUUCUUCCAUAUUUUCCAGUAUUCCGCGUUAUUUUAUCAAAUGUAUGUUUUGUAUUUAUGAGGCCCUGCCAUUUUUAAUUGCGAUGAUGGUUUAUUGUUAAAUUAAGUAGUAAUAAGUAAUUAAUUGAUUGAUUACUCGGCUUUACCAUGGUAGGCAAUGGCAACUGACAUGGUUACUAAUAUUAUGGUAUUAACAUGAUGGUAUGUUCGGUUACUAUGGAAAGCAUUUUUUAGUAAUCAAAAACAGUCUUGGUCUGCCUGGGUUGCUUAGCAACAUGAUUUAGCAAUAGCAACAGUAACUCGAAAUAUAUUAAUUUUUUUUGUUUACAGGUGAGAACUAUGAUUUUAACUUUUCAGCUAUUGCCAAAGGUAAGACAUUGAAAUGUUGCAUUGAAAGUAAUCAUCCUGUUAAAUAAACUCUUUGGUUUAAGGAGAUUCAUACUUAAUACUUAAUUCAAUAUUUAAUUGCUAGAAAAUAUUUUCAUCAUAUUGAUGUGUUAAAUUGGAGAAGUUUCAAGUUCAAACAAAUAAGGCACGAUCAUUUUACAAAUGUAAACUUGGUGCAGAGAUUUUGAGAUAUCUCGUAAAAUGUUGGAUUGAUUGUUUAGAAGUAAAAGUUUGCUACUUUUAAACUUGAAUGAAUAAAGAUUGCAAAAUUUUUAUCGAUGUUUUAAUUAACUGAAUUAUCAUUUUAUUCUUUUAAUCAUCAUUUUGCAUUUCAGCACAGAUAAAUCGAGAAAUAAACUGAUUUUAUUCAAUGUGUAAUUUUGUGUUUUAAAAUUUUGUGCUUGUCGGAUAUUUUUGUUUUUGAAAACGUUUGUCUGUUGCCAUUGCCUUGUUCCAAAAGUCAUUAAUAGGGGGCCACCCUGGUGUGGAAUCUUCACUUUCUACUGUCGUUCAAUAUCCAUACUGGUGUCAAAUUUCACACAAAAACCCAGCGUGGAGAUUUUGAGAUUGGCCCUCCAAUUUUCAGAAAAUUCCCAAAUAUUCAAAAUUUGCGAAAACCAUGGAGAAUUUGCCAAAAAGAUUGCAACUUCAUUAUAUGUGACAGUAGUAAUUGACGACUCCACCACUAGGGUGUGCUACAAACUCUUCACUGUUCUGUAAAUAUUAAUUAACCGAUUAGGUGACAAGUCCACACAGGUAGUACACAUGGUGGCCCACAGGGGGCAUGCGUUGCAUUGUUAUGUUGAUAUUAUAUUAUUUGUAAUAAUGAUUAUUAUUGGUUUGCUGAAACACUGGGAUAGGUUUUUUUUGUUGGCAAAUUUUUCUUUUAAAUUUUGCUCAAAAUAUUUGAUUCUGUGGAGUUUUCACCCUCAAAACAAAAACGGUUCAAUUCUUUGAACAUUUUGUUUUGUCUUCACAAACUUUAUUUUCCCAGUUGUAUAGAUCUGUCUUUGUAGGAAUCUCAUUUAAACCUUCACCCCCUUUUAUCAUGGAAUGAACUCUCCCAUCAAAAAGGAUUUGUAAUGAAUGGUUGGUCUCUUUUUGAUAUUUGAGGGGUGAUAGGUUGUGUAUUAUGAAAUCCCCAUAUUGGGCGAUAGUGUCAGUGCUACAUAUCAUGUUUCCGUAGGUUGGCGCGAUUUUGUAAAUCUUACGAUCUUCAAAUUUGAAAAAACCUGAUUACAGUCGGAGAAGGGACUUGAAAAAUCUUGUGUAAAUCAAUUGUCAAACCAAUUAACUUGAAAAGGAUCAGGAAUAGUCCCAUUCAGACAUUUCUUGAUUUAGCGCCAACCUUGGAAAACAUCAACUUUCACAUGCAUAAUUUGCAUGUAUAAUGACAUAUCUGGAUCUUCCAUAUCAGAGCACCCCUAGUGGCCACCAUGUGAACUAAUGAGAAUCAUAUCGACAUUGAUGGCAGAAGUUGUAUAAAGUUACACAUAUCUUUUACUGCGGUACUAUUAACUUUGCAUCUUUCAGUGGGAGGGGUUGGUUCUCCAUAUUGCUGUGAUUGUCCAACCUGCCGUGUCAAGGUUUGCGUUUGGAUAUUUGGAAGAGGGUGAACAUUGUAUUGGUGGCUUAUAAAUAACAGUGACAUUUUGUUGUUACGGGCGGUCGAGCUAAUGUCUAUGUGAGUGCCAAUCGCAAUGGGUGAUGCACCCAUUGUGAUUGGCCCAAACAACCUAUAGGACCCUCAGCAAUAUGGAGAAUCGACUCUUCACGCUGAUUGGAUGGUGUAAGGUACGGUUAUUUACAAAGUAGCGUAGCGGAAUAAAUUUAAAUAAAAAACGGUUAGUCUGGCUUCUUUGAUCAAAUAGUAGCGUAGGUAUUUUUAGUUAGCGUUCUUUUUUUCUGCAGAAAUCUCUCAAGAACUUGUCUCUACUCGCGGUUCGGGGCGUUGGACAGAGCGACCAUGUUUGUUAGGGACUGAGGCGCCUGCGGUUUGUAGCCAUUUUCACUAGAUUUUAUACACUUGUAUCAUUAACUUUAUGACGUCAUACGGUAUUUGCCGGGAAUCAAGAAAUCAACCCCUUUGAAGUCGGUGGAAUUUCUUUUUAAAUUGAAAAGAAAAUCUCGAAGUUGAUCCAGUCUUGAAAGCUUUGAAGUGAAUCCCAACUAAGUGGUUUUCUAUCAAUUUUGGAAUUUGCAGCCGGUCCUCAAAGGGUUAACAUAUGCGUUUGACAACCUCACACCCCUGCAAAAAUGGUCUGCUUUGUUUCCACCUCUGAGCCAUGGUCCAUGAUACUGCCACUUACCAUAACUUGUACCCCUUGUUUUCUGAAUAGACUGGUCCAUUGUAUUCAUUUGGCAAGUCGAUUCCGAAACUGUAGGGUGGUCAGGUUUAAAACUUGCACUCCUAUUUUCAGACUGGACUUGUCCAGUUGCAGUUAUUGGACAAUUCCAUUCUUUGUAUUCAGGGUGGUCAGGUUGGUCUCCUUCUUCUUGUACAUAGCAGCAUUUAUUUAGAAAAAAUAAAUGUGACAUUUUUACAUCA
Messenger RNA from Lineus longissimus, 8196 nucleotides. Its product is annotated as transcription factor 12-like. NCBI's taxonomy places the organism in Eukaryota, Metazoa, Nemertea, Pilidiophora, Heteronemertea, Lineidae. Gene Ontology annotation, molecular function: DNA-binding transcription factor activity, RNA polymerase II-specific; protein dimerization activity; RNA polymerase II cis-regulatory region sequence-specific DNA binding. Gene Ontology annotation, biological process: regulation of transcription by RNA polymerase II. Bases 116 to 2752 code for a protein of 878 amino acids. The record is from RefSeq and is a predicted model, not a curated record. The transcript is spliced from 24 exons. Gene Ontology annotation, cellular component: transcription regulator complex; chromatin.